AUGAAUUACGGCAACGGCAAUACGCUCGCUCAGCCUCUGCCCUCGCAAGCCUCUGGGUCUAUGCUGCCUCCUGCUGCGUCUGGCAGUGGCUCGAAUGCUUUUGCAGGACUCCCGUUGUUUCCGUUCGGCGUUUUCGGUCAACAGACGUCUGCGCCUUUCACUGUGCCGAACGGACAAGUGCCUCAGGCUCCCUGGUUGAACCCAUUCCAGUCACAGCAACCGACCAUUCCCGACUCGGAAGACUUCACAAAGUCGGAUGAAUACGAUAAUGUACUGUUCAACGGCUUGACUGCAGCGCGGACAUAUGGCAUCUCGUACUUGACCGCAAUGAACUGCAUACCCGUCACACCCGGCCGUUCAGUCUUAUGGUGGAAGCAGUACUAUCUCGAACACAUGCGCCGGAUCGAUCGCUUGGUGCUGCGUGGUACACACGCUCCCACCCCAUUCUCAGCCUCGACCUCUGUGAACCACAUCAAGCCUACGCCCGGUCCUUCUCACAGCAUGUCCAGAAAGCCAAUACCGCGGCCUGGACCUUCUUCGUCGAAGCUCAAACUGAAACGCAAAGCGCCCUCGCCGACUCCUGAGAGCGAUCUCGAGUCUACCUCGUCUGAGUCUGAGUCUCAGUCCGAGUCUGAAGAGAACAAGGACGACGACGACGACGAAUCUUCUGUUGAAGACACUCCCCGCCGCACCCGCCGCCGCCUCUCCUCCCGCCAAUCCAAACACCCCAACGACCUCUCCUCGCCCUCCCCACUCAAACAGGCACCCAAGACCAAAGUAUGGCGCAAACACGUCUACCAUCUCACCAUCCCCAGACGGCUCCCCACCUCCCCGCCGCGCCCGCCCGCGCCCGUCCAGAUCAAGCGCGGGUUCGCCUUCACGGACGAAGACAAAUCGUACUUUGUUCGGUUUUUGCUUUGGGAGGCGAAGAUGGGGACGACGUUGACGAAGGCGGCGUAUAUCAAGAAGAUGAAUGAGCAGGUACCACAUCAUACGUUGAUGUCCUGGGACACAUUCUGGAACCGUGCUGAGCCCAAGGGUCAGGUUAUUCUGGAGCAGGGAAGGGAAAUGGCGAGGCGCGCGCAGGAUCGGUCUGCGUAG
Messenger RNA from Peniophora sp. CBMAI 1063, 1101 nucleotides. Lineage: Eukaryota; Fungi; Basidiomycota; Agaricomycetes; Russulales; Peniophoraceae. The record is from the annotation of a GenBank genome assembly.